Sceloporus undulatus (fence lizard) is the source of this 1176-nucleotide messenger RNA. It is a transcript of the gene MSRB2, whose product is annotated as methionine sulfoxide reductase B2. Gene Ontology annotation, molecular function: peptide-methionine (R)-S-oxide reductase activity. Bases 93 to 689 code for a protein of 198 amino acids. Lineage: Eukaryota; Metazoa; Chordata; Lepidosauria; Squamata; Phrynosomatidae. The transcript has 5 exons. The record is from RefSeq and is a predicted model, not a curated record. Gene Ontology annotation, biological process: protein repair; response to oxidative stress. Gene Ontology annotation, cellular component: cytoplasm.
GGGCGGAGUUUGGGGCCUGCGGCCUUUGCUUUUAUUUAUUCGGGGCCUGACGAGGGGAAAAGCGAGCGAGCGAGGCCGCCUUUGCGAGGAGGAUGGCUGCUGCUGCUGGGCUCCUGAGGAGACUGGCCCCUGGCCUGCAAGGGCGGGCGCCGCCAUUUUGCCUCCUUGGGCCGGGGGCCCUUCAUCGUAGCGGGGCCUGGGUUGGCUUGUGGCGAGGGGCCAAAACCGACAACAGCCCGGCGGAUAAGAAUCAAGCUUCUUUGACAAGAUAUGAUGAAUCAAGAAUUACUACUGAUUGGCAGAAGAAAUUGACUCCUGAGCAGUUUUAUGUCACCAGAGAAAAAGGGACUGAACUGCCUUUUAGUGGAAUUCAUCUGACUAACACGGAGCCUGGGAUGUACCACUGUGUGUGCUGCAAUGCCCCACUAUUCAGCUCAGAAGCAAAGUAUGAUUCUGGCACAGGGUGGCCCUCUUUUUCAGAAGCCUAUGGAACACAAGGAACAGAUGAAAGUGAUACUAAUAUCAUGAGGCGGCCUGAUAAUGCAUCAGGAUUGAGCCGGACAGAAGUCAUUUGCAAACAGUGUGAUGCCCAUCUGGGCCAUGUGUUCAGUGAUGGUCCCAAGCCAUCUGGGCAGCGGUUCUGCAUCAACAGCGUUUCAUUAACAUUUAAACCGAAUUCAAGACAGUGAGGCUUGGAUAUUUACAUUGUAUGUUAAAAGUGCUUUAAUACUCAGAAUUCUCUUGACAAAGUGGACUACCUUGAAAAUGGAUCAGGAGCCAGGUGCCUGUAGCUAAUGUGUCUAUUUUAUGUAAAUACUUGUAUAGUGAAGGCAGUUAAUUAGCAUUUAUGUAGCCAGUGCCAAGCCAUUGAUGUGAGAUUUGUUGUGUUUAUUCUGUAAUGGAAUAUGCUUCUUUGAUGUAGCCAGCCCAGUCUGUGGAUUCUGUAUACGCAUGCAGAGCUCUUUUACUAAGAGACUGUUGUAUUAAAUCCUGCACAAACAUCAAAGAACAAACAGUAUGUGUAUAUUACCAUAUAUAAGAACACUAUGUUUAUAUUCUGUUACAUAGAAAAUUAUUUUUUUCAAUCAAUUAAAGGUGGUUACUUGAUUACUGAACUUAUUCUGUACAAUGUGAUCAAGCAGAUGCAAAUAAAUAUGCCAAUUUCCAAAACUUAAA